AUGGCGACCGUCAACGUGAAUCGCAGUGUUACGGAUAUCUUCUAUCGCUACAAAAUGCCACGCCUCCAGGCCAAAGUGGAAGGUAAAGGCAACGGCAUCAAAACGGUCCUCGUCAACAUGGCCGAGGUGGCAAGAGCGAUCGGAAGACCAGCUACCUAUCCAACCAAGUACUUUGGCUGUGAGCUGGGCGCCCAAACGCAAUUCGAUCAUAAGAACGAACGUUUCAUUGUGAAUGGAUCGCAUGAUGUGAACAAGCUGCAGGAUUUGCUCGAUGGCUUUAUUCGGAAAUUCGUACUCUGUCCCGAGUGCGAUAACCCUGAGACAAAUCUAACUGUCUCGGCCAAGAAUCAGACCAUCUCGCAGUCGUGUAAGGCCUGUGGCUUCCAUGGCUUACUGAAGGUCAACCACAAGGUGAAUACGUACAUUGUGAAGAAUCCGCCAUCGUUGAAUCCCGCUGCUCAGGGUUCAUCACUAACGGAGGGCAAACGCUCGAAGCGUGUUCAGAAGCAAAAGAAUGAAAACUCUGAUGGGUCGAUGUCCAACAAUUCAAUGGCCAACAAUUCUGGCGGCGAAUCCGAUGGCGGCAACGGCACCAACCAUGCCAGCCAAACGGAAGCCGAGAUUAGCGCUGCCAUACCAGAGAAGAGCAUAGCCGAGGAUGACGACGAUGGUGGCUGGAGCGUUGAUGUUUCCAAGGAGGCGAUACGCGCACGGUUGCAGGAUCUGACAGAUGGUGCCAAGGGUAUGACCAUUUCGGAUGACUACGACAAGACAGAGAAGGAGCGCAUCGACAUUUUCUACGAGCUGGUAAAGAACAAGCGGGAUUCGAACCAGCUGGAUGAUGUGGCCACGCAUAAGGAGCUGCUGAUUGAGGCCGAGCGCUUGGAUAUUGUGAACAAGGCACCGCUAGUGCUGGCCGAGCUGCUCUUCACUGAGAAUAUCACGCACGAUGUGAGGAAAAAUCGCAUUCUCCUGCUGCGCUUCACCCACAACAAUCCGAAGGGUCAACGCUAUCUGAUCGGCGGCAUCGAGCAGACGGUUGAAUUGCAUGCGAAGACAUUGAUGAGCAAGGUGGCUGGAAUCUUCAAGAUCUUCUACGAUUUGGACAUUCUGGACGAGAAGGUGAUUCUUGAAUGGGCCCAGAAGGUCAGCAAGCGUCAUGUUUCGAAGAAGAUAGCCACCGAGAUACACGAAAGAGUUGAACCGUUUGUCCAAUGGCUAAAGGAUGCCGAGGAGGAGGACUCCUCAUCGGACGACGAUGAUAAUGCUUGCGGUGAUUCAGAUGUCGAAAUCGAAUAUGAUGAUCGUGCCCGUGUCGAGCCCCUGAAGGUGGCAGCGGUCAGUGCCGCCGUUGCUGCUGUUAACAAGAAGAACGCCAUGGAGGAUGAGGAUGGCGAUGAAAUAGACAUUGAUGAGAUCUAAGCAGGGAGCACCAACAUCAGUUUGUGGACAAGGGAAUAGCCAAAAUUUGUAAUAGCACAUGGUUUAGAAGGAAUGGAAACAAAUAGAAAAUGAGGGAAUAAUAGAAAGACUAGGACUAGAAGCAAGGCAAGCACAGUGACGAUUGGCAGGAAGCGACAAGCGAAAAGCGGGAAGCGAGUAGCGUGAGUUACAAGCGGCGGGCGAUGAAUUGCGAAGCAACAAAUGGCGUGGCAAUGCUAUCAGCGAACAAAGAUUAGCUGCCAAACGAGUUGCGAGUGUCGAUUUGCUGGUGACUAAGGGCAAAUUUGCGAGUAAUUAGUUAGCUUGAUAGGUGCACUGCAUUCGAUCAGCCAAGUUCUUUCGGUAAUGAAUCGCCCUAUCUCACGACUUCACUACAUUUCGAUUGUAAUCACAUUUGCAUUAUCCUAUAUACCCAUUUGUAACAAUAAACACAAAAUCUAAAUUUAAAUUAAAUUGCACAUAUACAAUA
This is a messenger RNA of Drosophila mojavensis, 1912 nucleotides long. It is a transcript of the gene eIF5, whose product is annotated as eukaryotic translation initiation factor 5. The transcript is spliced from 3 exons. Gene Ontology annotation, molecular function: translation initiation factor activity; GDP-dissociation inhibitor activity; eukaryotic initiation factor eIF2 binding. Gene Ontology annotation, cellular component: cytosol. Lineage: Eukaryota; Metazoa; Arthropoda; Insecta; Diptera; Drosophilidae. The record is from RefSeq and is a predicted model, not a curated record. Bases 1 to 1422 code for a protein of 473 amino acids. Gene Ontology annotation, biological process: formation of cytoplasmic translation initiation complex; translational initiation; formation of translation preinitiation complex.